Messenger RNA from Pichia membranifaciens NRRL Y-2026, 327 nucleotides. RefSeq lists its product as hypothetical. The record is from RefSeq and is a predicted model, not a curated record. Lineage: Eukaryota; Fungi; Ascomycota; Pichiomycetes; Pichiales; Pichiaceae. Bases 1 to 327 code for a protein of 108 amino acids. The transcript has a single exon.
AUGUUCCCAUCCUCAAGCAAAAGAAUAGCCAGCCUCAUACCGACCCUGCGGGCGCUUCCCCUCAGGAGGUUCUACUCGGCCCCUCCCUCCUUGGACGCCGCAGAGAAGCAUAUUUAUGAGAAGCUCGAGAAAGAGCUGGAACCGCUAAUGCUUGACGUUCGUGACGUCUCUGGUGGCUGCGGCUCGAUGUAUGCCAUCAACAUUGUCAGUGACAAGUUCAACGGCAUAUCCAUGGUCAAACAGCACAGACUGGUCAACUCUAUCUUGAAGGAGGAGAUCAGUGGAUGGCACGGAUUGCAAUUGAAGACAAGGGCGAACAAGAAAUAG